GAGCUAUCAGGAUUAAAGCUUAAGAUCCCUCCUUUCCAUGGUAAAGCUGAUCCAGAUGCCUAUCUUGAGUGGGAAAAGAAGAUAGAACUCGUUUUCAACUGUCAGCAUUACUCAGAGACUAAGAAGAUUCAAGUAGCUGCUACCGAGUUCAAUGACUAUGCUUUGAGCUGGUGGGAUCAGUUGGUUACAAACAAGAGGCGCAAUGGUGAAUUUCCCAUUGAAACAUGGGCAGAGAUGAAAGCUGUGAUGCGCAAGAGGUUUGUACCAAGUCAUUAUCACCGUGAUCUUCAUCAAAAGCUGAGACUGCUCACACAAGGAUCAAAGUCUGUAGAGGAAUACUUUCAAGAGAUGGAGUUGCUUAUGCUAAGAGCUUGUGUAUCUGAGGACAGUGAAGCUACUAUGGCACGAUUUCUUGGUGGACUCAACCGUGAGAUACAAGAUAGAGUGGAGAUGCAACACUACUUGGAGAUAGAGGAGAUGCUACACAAAGCUAUCUUGGUGGAGCAGCAAGUUAAGAGAAGAAGUUAUGCGCGUGGCAGCUAUGGUUCCAGUAGAUACCAGACCUCUAAGGAAGAUAAACCGAGCUAUCAAAAGGAGAGCAAGCCACAGCCAAAAGAAGAAUCCAAGUCUAGUAGCAUCUACAACAAAGAUAAGGGUAAAGUGGAAGCUACAAGCUCGCGUGCAAGAGAUGUGAAGUGUUUUAAGUGCCAAGGACGUGGGCACUAUGCUAAUGAGUGCACCAACAAACGUGUGAUGAUCCUUCAUGCCAAUGGAGAAUAUGAAUCUGCUGAUGAGGAGACAGAGGCCGAAGAAGAUCACAGUUCAGAAGAGGAGUAUGUUGCCAACCCGGUGGCUGGAAGGUUGCUAGUUGCUAGAAGAACCUUGAGUCUUCAAAGCAAGACCGAAGAGAUGGAUGAGACUAUGGUUAAAAAGUUGGGUUUGAGGGUCCAGAAGCAUCCUAAACCAUAUAGGCUCCAAUGGCUCAAUGAAGAGGGCGAGAUGAGAGUAUCUACUCAGGUUAUGGUUCCCUUAGCCAUUGGUAAAUAUGAAGAUGAGAUUCUUUGUGAUGUGUUGCCUAUGGAAGCUGGACACAUUCUCCUUGGAAGGCCGUGGCAAUCAGAUAGACGUGUGAUACAUGAUGGGUAUGCCAACAAGCACACUUUUGAGUUUAAGGGGAGAAAGACAGUUCUUGUGCCUAUGACUCCUAAGGAAGUUCAGGUUGAUCAGCUCCAACUACAAAAGAAGAAAGAGAUUGAUCUUCCCGCUGACUCAACAAAGCAACUAAACUUCUAUGCCAAGUCUGAGUAUGAGCCCAUGUGCUGUGCCUGUGCUCCUUGUACCUAAGAAAGAUGGAGCUGGCGCAUGUGUGUUGAUUGUAGAGCAAUCAACAACAUAACAGUGAAGUAUCGCCACCCUAUUCCUAGAUUAGAUGAUAUGCUUGAUGAAUUGCAUGGUUCUAGUGUCUUUUCUAAGAUAGAUUUGAAGAGUGGAUAUCAUCAAAUUAGAAUGAAAGAGGGAGAUGAGUGGAAAACAGCCUUUAAGACUAAGCAUGGGUUGUAUGAGUGGUUAGUCAUGCCUUUUGGAUUAACCAAUGCUCCUAGUACUUUUAUGAGAUUGAUGAACCAUGUGCUUAGAUCCUUCAUAGGCUUGUUUGUGGUAGUAUACUUUGAUGAUAUCCUUGUCUACUCUAAGAGUUUAGAAGAGCAUAUAAAACAUCUUAGGACUGUUCUUGAUGUCUUGAGGAAAGAAAAGCUAUUUGCUAAUCUUAAGAAAUGCACUUUCUGUACGGAUAACUUGGUCUUUUUAGGCUUUGUUGUGAGUGCAGAUGGAGUAAAGGUAGAUCAGGAGAAGGUGAGAGCAAUUCAAGAAUGGCCAAUUCCAAAGACUAUAAGUGAAAAAGAAGUCGGAUUCAAGUGGGGAGAAGCACAAGAGACUGCCUUCCAAUGCCUUAAAGAGAAGCUUACUCACGCCCCUCUUCUUAUACUUCCAGAUUUUAAUAAAACCUUUGAGAUUGAAUGUGAUGCUUCUGGUAUUGGAGUGGGUGCUGUUUUGAUGCAGGAAAAGAGACCCAUAGCUUAUUUCAGUGAGAAGCUUGGAGGCGCCACUCUCAACUAUGCAACUUAUGAUAAGGAGUUGUAUGCCUUGGUGAGAGCUUUGCAGACUUGGCAGCAUUACUUGUGGCCCAAGGAGUUUGUGAUACACACUGAUCAUGAGUCUCUCAAGUACUUGAAAGGACAGAACAAGCUCAGCAAGAGACACGCAAGAUGGGUAGAAUUCAUAGAAACUUUUCCUUAUGUCAUCAAGUACAAACAAGAUUUGUUUGUUAGGGAAUCACAUGGGGGAAGUCUCAUGGGGCAUUCUGCUUCUAAGUUUUCACCUUUUGAAAUUGUUUAUGGGUUCAAUCCCACCUCUCCUUUGGAUUUAAUCCCUUUACCUGAGUGUGAAAGGGUCAGUUUGGAUGGCAAAAAGAAGGCAGAGAUGGUGAAACAACUUCACGAGCAAGCUAGGCUCAACAUUGAAGAGAAAACUAAGCAGUAUGUCAAGCAUGCCAACAAAGGAAGGCGUGAGAUGGUCUUUAAGGAGGGUGAUAAAGUUUGGGUUCAUUUGAGAAAAGAGAGGUUUCCUAAUGAGAGGAAGUCAAAGCUUAUGCCAAGAAUUGAUGGACCUUUUGAGAUCACAAAGAAGAUCAGCAACAAUGCCUACAAGAUUGAUCUCCAAGAUGAACCUGAUUUGAGGUCAAAUCCUUUUCAAGAAGGAGGGGAUGAUAUGAUCAUGGACCAGCCAGCUGAUGGAGAUAGAGAUGGCGAGUUUAGAGAUGAACCAGCUGAAGAAGAUGAGGUCUUAACCAUUCCUAAAGGUCCCAUGACUCGAGCCAGAGCUAGGAAACUCAAAGAAGCUAUUGGAGGACUAAUC
This is a messenger RNA of Brassica napus (rape), 2913 nucleotides long. RefSeq lists its product as uncharacterized. Lineage: Eukaryota; Viridiplantae; Streptophyta; Magnoliopsida; Brassicales; Brassicaceae. The record is from RefSeq and is a predicted model, not a curated record. Gene Ontology annotation, molecular function: zinc ion binding; nucleic acid binding.